Molecule: messenger RNA, 2186 nt
Organism: Harpegnathos saltator (Jerdon's jumping ant)
Lineage: Eukaryota; Metazoa; Arthropoda; Insecta; Hymenoptera; Formicidae
Exons: 7
Coding region: 363-1496 (377 amino acids)
Source: RefSeq, a predicted model, not a curated record
UCCAAAUUCGAAACGCGUCGUGUUGAAAUGUCAUCAGCCAAUCGACGCGUGCAAUAGAGUGACGUCAUUAUGCGCGCGCAGGACGUUCUUAUUCAACCUUCGGAUUUCGCUGCUCUCGUGAUUUACUUCGCUUUUCGUCUCACGAACUCUCCGCAAGCUUAAAUAUACUCGGUUGUCAAUGGUAAAACGCAUAAACAUUGAGAAAGCUUCAUUUUCAUUAACGAGUUUGAAUUGCGUGAUUGCGUGACGUAUGGUUCGAAUGUGAGAAAUUUUUUAAACCAGGUUGUGAAUAUAAUAGAGACUGCAAGUAGGUGAAGGCAAAGCAAUUAGAAGCUUACGUAGUUGGUGCUGACAACUUCAAAAUGACAUCUAAAGUAUUAAUGAAACUUCCAACGGUGCCCUUCCCUCAAGGGAAGAAGACAACACCUGAUCUAGUUUCCUUGACUGAGAGAAACGAUGGACAUGCACAAGUCAGACACCAAGGAUUGAAUAUAGAUCGAGCAGCCCAACUUGAGCAGAAUAUGAAAUUUUUACAAGAACAACAUCAGGCAACUUUGAUUGCUUUACAUCAAGAAGUAGAGGCUUUGCGCCAGAGAAACAGAGAUUUACAAUUUCAAUUGGUAUUUUCCAAAAGAGCACAUUGUGUGCCUAGCAGUCCUUCUUCGCCUGAAGAUAAUGGAAAUGGGUUUGCGAAAUCAAAGGGUAGCCCAGUAUGUGUCAAUAUUACACCUCUCCAAGUGGAACUUUUGGAGAAAGAUUUACAAGAUAUUAAGGUGUCACUGCAAGAUGCAAAAACACAUAACCAGUAUUUGUCAAAUAUUAUAGAACAACAAAAAAAAAGAUUAGAUAUUACUGAAGACCAGAAAAGUAAACUCGAGGUGACGGAUGUGGGAAUCCAAGUCGGCGAUCCAGUGCAAGCAAGCUUGGUCGUGCUUUUGGAAGAAUCUUAUGCAAUGGUGAAACGGUUACACAAAGAAAAUCUGGAUCAGAAGAAGGAGAUAGCUUCGUUGAGAGCAGCUUCUUCGGCAAACAACGGUGGUCCCAGCAGAGGUGGGCGUUCACGUGACGGUAACAACGGUCAUCAUAGCCGUGGUUCACCUACGGAUUCGACGCAGGAACAGAGUUCUCGUAAAUUUCCGCCGUUACCAAUACCGAGUUAUUGGCAUCGCAGAUCACCGAGAUACAGUACGAGUCGGCAUGAAAAGCAGGAUCAUCAGGCGGAUGCAGACACGACCGUUUUACCACAACUCCAGAACGGUAGCGUUAAAUCAGAAGGAGCCAGUUCCGCCGAGCCACAGUCGUACCGAUCAUGCGAGUAUCGCAAUUAUUCUCGCGACGGUGGUAAUCGCAAGUAUAGAGGACAAGCAUCGCGAAGAGACAGCAAUCACUAUUACCACUCGCGUGACUUCAAAGACAGAAACUCCAAGGAUCGCCCGAGAGACGCGGGCGAUUCCGGUGAAGGGUCGAAAGACGUCAAUAAUUCUCGGAGGCAGUAGAGUCGUGAAGUAUAUCGUUGCCGAUUUGUAGAAAUCGCGAAUGACGGCGAGCUUUAGUUAUUCGCGUGUUGAUGACGCGUAAAAGAGGCAUCGGCGAUUUCGAUACAAGUUAUGUAAAAGUUAACGAUAAACGAGUGUGAUCGAUGUUUUCUUGUACACAUUCUGGUGCUGAUUAAUCACGUCAGUUUCGUGCAUAUUGUAGCUUGUAAUAGGAUAGCGAAGAUGAACGAACAUAAGCUGUACGAUUUUCGAUGGAACACAAUGUCUAGUCUGUAUACCCAAUUUUACCCGUUAUAGGCUGCCAUAAAGGAGUAAUAGAGCUCGCGCUUUGUAGAUGGAUGAUUAUCAACAAUAUUUAGCGAAAGACUUUGAUAGACAAGAAGACCUUUCCCUUCUUAUGGACGACGGUUGAAACACGACCAAAUAACUCACUAAAUAUUAGCUUUCCCGACUGACAUUUGAAUUGGACGGACUCGAGCUUAAUACGCGUGCAGUGUUAAAAGAUAAUGCUGUCCAUGCAUAUACGUGUGCGUGUAUUACAUUUUUUCUCGAUGAUGCAGCAUCGAAGAGGAGAUUCUAAGUGAAAUCUAGUCAUUUUCAUGUAUUCCAUUCUUAAAACAGCAAAUCGUUGAACGAUCUUGCUAUUGAUAUAUAUAUAUAUAUACACACACACACAUAUAUAUAUAUAUA